CCAAGCCCCUCCUGUAGAAAAAAAAAAGACUAUAAAAGCCACAGUAUGGCAGGAAGCCGACUCAAGCAGGGGAUCAGGGAGAACAAAGUCUAAUUACAGAGAAGAGAUACAUAAGAAGACUGUAAGGCAGAUCUGAGAGAAGACACAGUCCAGUCAAUAUGCAGGGAAGCAUGAGGUUGUGGAUGUCAGUGCUGACUAUAGGUCUAUCCUUGCUGAUCUGCCUGGAAACGUUUGCAGAGGCUUACCCUUCAAAACCAGACAACCCUGGAGAGGAUGCACCAGCAGAGGACAUGGCCAAAUACUACUCAGCACUGAGGCAUUAUAUCAACCUUAUAACAAGGCAAAGAUACGGGAAGAGAUCAAAUCCUGAAGCAAUGCUGUCAGAUGUUUGGUGGAGAGAAAGCACAGAAAACAUUCCACGAUCUCGGUUUGAAGACCCUCCUAUGUGGUGAUGAAAAUGGAAUCCCAUCUUCAAUCUUUUUCAAAGUUUUUGAUUCACAUUUCAUUGCUAUAUGACAAAUCAGACUUUUAUCAACCCUCCAAAAAUAAGACCAAUGCAUGCAGACAUUUGCUGAAUUCUGUAGAAUUGUUUUAUUCUUCCACUCCAUUUGUUUAAAGAUAUCUAUUGUUGAAAUAAAUAAUUUGUGCUUUGAAAGUGCAACAAAGAAUGCGAGAGGGACAUAUCUCAUAUGUGCUGAUGCAACGAACAUACAUCAGAGGGAUGUGCGAUUUGCUGUAAAACUGGCAAGAAUCUACAGAUGUGAUCAAAAUAUCAUUCAUUUCAGUCCACUUAUAUAACAUCAAUGACUGGAUUUUACUCCAUCAUGUGUAUCUUUUCUGUGGAAAAAGUAAGAUACUGUAUGUUAAUGGUAAUUAUGUCAAACAAUUUAGCAAAAUAAAAACCAUGGAAACCCUUUUCAAAAACCGCCUUAAAAUAAAGUGUUUUUACCUGUUAGGUCCUUGGUGCUGAGAUUAGGCUUCAAGUUCACCAACAUUUUGUUUAUGAGUGUUUUAUUUUUCCCUGAUAUUUGUCUUUGCAAUUUUACAAAAUUUAUGUUCCUUAAAUUUUUGAAUUUAAUCUGUCUACCAAAAUAUAUUGUAUAAAUAUAGGUUCACAUGGAUGAUCUUAGAACGUAACUGAAAAAUCUUUGUAUCUAAAAACUGGGGACCAAUGAUCUUAUUAAAAUAUGGGUGUUCAUUAAAAUGUCUACACCUUAAAGGGGAUGCCAGGAAAAAAAACAUAUUCAUAACUUGUAGAGUAGUAAAAAUAAUUGAAAAGCUAUACUCACCCAACCUGCUCCCCCGCUGCUACAGUCCUUAUGGCCUUGUCCCUAGUCUUCUUGGCUUCUACCUUGAUGACUAUGGUCACAACAUGACAGGAAGCAAAAAGAAGCUAAGACCAGGGACCGGAGACCCCCUUGACUGCAGCAGCGGAGUAGGUUGGGUGACCUUACAUUGUUCAUUAUUUUUACCACACCUCUAGCCAUCGAGUUUUUUUAUUUAUUUCCUAGACACCCCCUUUAUGUGAAUAUCCACCCUUGAAUAUAAUCUAAAUAGGUUAAAAAGGUUACAGCGGACAGAGCUUUUGUCUUAUGAUACCUAUCUUUAUAUCCCCUAGAUUGACAAUUAUUUAAUCUAUAAUAUUUGCUCCCUAAGGGAUUUUAGGACCUUAGUGGACACUUUUUUACAAGACAUUAUGCAGACUGGCAGCAAGACAGUAAGCUAAGGAAUCCAAAAUUAUACUGACAAUUACAUAUUUAUACAUUCAAACUUGCACAUAGAGACAUUAACUUCCAUGUGAACGAUCGAUAACACUGUGCUAUUAUCAUUUUAUUUUAUCCAAUUAUUCAGUGAUCAAUAAAAUACAACAUUUUACAUGCAUCAUUUUGAGGAUAAUGUGAAAAUAAAUCAUACUAAUGUAAGCAUUU
Hyla sarda is the source of this 1928-nucleotide messenger RNA. RefSeq names its product neuropeptide Y (gene NPY). NCBI's taxonomy places the organism in Eukaryota, Metazoa, Chordata, Amphibia, Anura, Hylidae. Bases 159 to 452 code for a protein of 97 amino acids. Gene Ontology annotation, molecular function: neuropeptide hormone activity; neuropeptide Y receptor binding. Gene Ontology annotation, biological process: feeding behavior; neuropeptide signaling pathway. The record is from RefSeq and is a predicted model, not a curated record. The transcript is spliced from 4 exons. Gene Ontology annotation, cellular component: extracellular region.